Molecule: messenger RNA, 1889 nt
Organism: Chrysoperla carnea
Lineage: Eukaryota; Metazoa; Arthropoda; Insecta; Neuroptera; Chrysopidae
Product: sodium-coupled monocarboxylate transporter 1-like
Exons: 13
Coding region: 55-1845 (596 amino acids)
Biological process (GO): transmembrane transport; sodium ion transport
Cellular component (GO): membrane
Molecular function (GO): symporter activity
Source: RefSeq, a predicted model, not a curated record
UUUAUUACUGUUAAAUCCAAUUACGAGUGUAAUAUAAUCGUGGAUUGCUGAAUAAUGGAUAUCCCAAAAAAUGCAUUCACAUGGCCAGAUUAUGUGGUAUUUAUUUUAAUGUUACUGGUUUGUUUAUUUAUUGGAGUAUAUUUUGGAUUCUUUAGAGCAUCAAAAAAUGUGAAAGAGUAUUUAAUUGGAAAUAAAAAUAUGACCGUAUGGCCAGUAACAAUAUCACUUGUUGUCAGCUAUAUUUCUGGAAUAUCGUUAUUGGGAUUUCCUUCAGAAACUUAUGUUUCUGGUAUACAAUAUGUGUAUUUGCAAUUUAAUGGAUUAUUUGCAGCAUUUAUUAUUAACAAAAUAUAUCUACCAGUUUUUAUGGAGUUGCGAUUAACUUCCACUUACGAGUAUUUGGAACGACGAUUUGAUAAAUCAUUGCGGCGACUUGGAUCAAUUUUAUUCAUUAUCGGUGUGUUUUUAUGGCUUCCAAUUGUAAUAUACGUACCAGCGAUGGCGCUUAACCAUGUAACUGGCAUCAACACUCAUAUCAUAACUCCAAUUGUCUGCGCUGUAUGCAUUUUCUAUACUUGCUUGGGAGGAAUUCGUGCAGUAAUAUGGACUGAUUUUCUACAAGCGUUUUUAAUGAUAAGCUCAGUGAUUCUAGUGAUAAUUAAAGCAACCUGGGAUGUUGGUGGUUUGGGAACAGUAAUCGAACGUAAUGUAGCCACUGGAAGAAUAGAAUAUCCAGAUAUGGAAUUAAGUUUAACUAAACGGUUAACGUUCCCGGCAAUGGUGUUUGGAGGUACAUUUGGUGUCGUAAAUAAUGGAGUGCUUGAUCAAGUAAUGAUGCAAAGAUAUGUCUCGUUGCCAUCGAUAAAACAGGCUAAACGGGUAGUGUGGUUAUUUUUGAUAGUUAAAACAAUUUUUAUAGGAUUAUGUACUUCCUUAGGUCUGAUUAUUUUUGCAACUUAUUUCAAUUGUGAUCCUAUUUCAACAAAAAUUGUAUCUGAAAGAGAUCAACUUUUACCAUUAUUAGUUGUUGACACAUUAAAAGAUUUUCCAGGCGCUUCUGGAAUAUUUUUAGCAGGUGUUCUUAGUGCAUCACUUAGCUCUUUAUCAAGUGGCUUAAAUUCAUUGUCAGCUGUGAUUUUAGAAGAUUGUUUUAAGCCAAUUUUUAGAAAAUUAUCACCAAAACAAGAACAAAUUAUUGUUAAAACAGUGGUUUUUGUAGCAGGAAUUGUUAUAGUUGGUUUAGCUGGAAUAGUGGAAAAAUUCGGACAAGUAUUACCGUUAUACGAUGCCAUAUCUUCAAUUUCGUCAGGUCCUUUACUCGGAGUGUUUACUUUGGGAAUAUUAUUUCCAUGGGCAAAUGCAAAGGGUGCAUUAUACGCAGGUUUUAGUGGAAUACUGUUUAUGGGUUGGAUUUGUUUUGGUGCUCAGUCUAUGCUAGCAUCUGGAAAAAUGCGUCAUCCAGAAAAACCUGUUUUCACAGAUGGUUGUACAUUUAAUAUAACAGAACCUUUACCCACAUCUCUACCAACGAAUGACUUCGAUGAAACCAAUGUAUUCUUUAUGUAUCGAAUCUCAUUUGUAUUGAACAUGGCAAUUGGUUCAAUAUUUACAGUAGUUCUGGGUUUAAUAAUAAGUUACUUAACUGGUUUUAAUAAAAUUGAAGAUGUGGAUCCUUUAUAUUUAGCACCGUUUUUGAGACCAAAAAGUGUUGUUAGUCAAUCAUUUGAUAGUAAAGAAAAAUACAAUGAGAAAUUUGGCAUAAAUGUUUGCAUGACAGAGGCUGUUGAUUUAUUAGACAAAAGAAAAGAUUCAAGUUGCGCAGAAAAAAUAAAUUAUCAAGCAUGAAAUGUAAAAAGAAAAUUUGAAAAACUGUAGGUAUAUUACUAAGC